This is a messenger RNA of Arabidopsis thaliana (thale cress), 285 nucleotides long. RefSeq lists its product as uncharacterized. Bases 1 to 285 code for a protein of 94 amino acids. The record is from RefSeq and is marked reviewed. Lineage: Eukaryota; Viridiplantae; Streptophyta; Magnoliopsida; Brassicales; Brassicaceae. The transcript has 2 exons.
AUGCUGACCACAAUCAAGAACCAUCUCUCUCCUGCAGAGUUAAUAUGUGCUUUGAGAUUCAAUGCUACAAAUGUAGCAGACAUGAAUCCAGCUAAACCCGCAAUAACCCAUCUGAAGAUCUCUAAUGGCACAACAGAGAGACACUGCAGAAACGACAUUUUCUUAGUCUCGGGGAUGAAGACGAAUAGGGAAUAUCCGUAUAGACAGAAGAGUUGGACUAAGCCUGAUGGUGCAGAGAAGUACUUGAGAACAACGUAUAAUGCGAGAGGGACAAUAGUUACAUAA